CAAUGCGAUCAGUUGAAAAACAAAGCUGAAACGUUCAACAACACACGAGUACAACUGCUAAUUGACAAUGGAUUUGGCUGGAAAAAAUGUCGUUUACCUCGGUGGAUUUGGUGGAAUUGGCCAAAAAGCGUGCGCAGAGCUGCUCGAGCGUAAGCUGCAGGCGUUGGCCGUGUUCGACUUGACGCUGAAUGCAGAGAUCUUGGGGGAUUGGCAAUCUAAAUAUCCCAAGACCACAGUUUUCUAUCAGAAACUGGACAUUACCCAAAGAUCGGAUAUAGAGGCUGCCUAUAAAGUGGCUGCGGAGCGUAUGGGACACUUUGAUCUUGUGAUCAAUGGCAUGGGAUUGAUGGAUGAUCGGCAUGUGGAGCUGACCAUACAGAUAAAUCUGCUGGGCGUGGUCAAUAGCUGCUUGGUAGCGUUGGAAUAUAUGGACAAGUCACAGGGUGGCAAGGGAGGAAGGAUUAUGAAUAUAUCCUCGGUGGCUGGCAUACAACCAACUCCUAUUAUGUCCGUCUAUUCGGCGGCCAAGCAUGGCGUAACGGCCUUAACUCGCUGUCUUGCGGGCUCUCCUAAUUUCGAGCGCAGUGGCGUCUCCUUUAUAACCAUUUGUCCUGGCUUCACGGACACCCCAUUGCUCCAUGACAUACGGGAGAAGACAACCUUUCAAAUUGAUUCGGCUAUGAGGGCUAUAAAGCGUCAGCCACCUCAAGUCUGUGCCCAGAACAUGGUAAAGGUCGCUGAACAGGCCAAAAAUGGUACAGCUUGGUUACUGGAUGUUGGGGAAAUAAAAGAGCUCGAAUUUCCAGUGAUGUGGACUCCCCAGCUGGAAGAAUAAUUA
Drosophila innubila is the source of this 838-nucleotide messenger RNA. Its product is annotated as alcohol dehydrogenase 1. The transcript has 4 exons. Gene Ontology annotation, molecular function: alcohol dehydrogenase (NAD+) activity. The coding region runs from base 68 to 835 and encodes 255 amino acids. The record is from RefSeq and is a predicted model, not a curated record. Gene Ontology annotation, cellular component: cytoplasm. NCBI's taxonomy places the organism in Eukaryota, Metazoa, Arthropoda, Insecta, Diptera, Drosophilidae. Gene Ontology annotation, biological process: alcohol metabolic process.